Molecule: messenger RNA, 906 nt
Organism: Talaromyces atroroseus
Lineage: Eukaryota; Fungi; Ascomycota; Eurotiomycetes; Eurotiales; Trichocomaceae
Exons: 2
Coding region: 1-906 (301 amino acids)
Source: RefSeq, a predicted model, not a curated record
AUGAGGCUCAAAAUCUACAGCGCCUUCCUCUUUGCGCCGCUCGCGAUGGCUGUUUGCUACUACCCCAAUGGCUACAGCGAGUCCAGCGCCGAAUACCAGCCCUGCUACAAUGACACAGGCCGCACGAGCAUGUGCUGUGGAUUCAACCGGACCAAUCCUUCAGGCGGCAGUAGGUCUGAUGGUGCCACGGCCGAUAUAUGUCUCCCAAAUGGAUUGUGUGAGAACGACUGGACCACCACCGAUGACAAUGGCACGACAACUAUGAACACGGCAUAUUUCCGGGAUCAAUGCACGGUUUCCGACUGGACGGACGCUGGUUGCUUGAACGUGUGCACCUCACAGACGAACCCAGGCAUCGGCAGCUCCAGCGAUUGGGCCAUCCUGACGCCCUGCGAUGGCACAUCAAACUCAAGCACCUGGUGCUGUGGAAGCGGCAACACCACUUGCUGCGAUACCGCCGAGGCCAUAACACUGGCCCAGGUCUUUUCUGGCACAGCCACGACCACAGCUACCACCAGCAGCUCGACUUCAUCUGCAACCUCAACCAUCACCUCCUCCUCCUCCGCCGCCUCUACGUCGUCUACUUCCACGUCUACCCCAUCACCAUCCUCAGCACCCUCCGAACUCUCCAGUGGCGCCAAAGCCGGAGUCGGGGUUGGCGUUGCCGUAGGAGGCAUAGCAAUAAUCUUUGGCGUGUUAUUGUUCUUCCUGCGCAGGAGGCAAAGGACUGCCAGUCAUCCAAGUGCGAUGGGCUAUGCGCGACCUCCCCCGCCGCCACCAGAUGAAUUACUAGUCAAGGAGCCGGUACAGGAGCUGAACUCGACUGCUUAUCACGAGAUGGAUUCUUUGCCGAUGAGGGUCGAGUUGGAUGGCAUGUCGGCUGGGGGGAAUAAUCAAUCAAUAUGA